UUAGAAUCGGAAUCGAAGACAUUCUUUAAACGUUAAUUUAAACUACAUUUUUUGUUACAAAAUUAAAAGUUUACGUAUGAGUGUAUCACGGAAGCACAAAUGUGAUAUAAAUCAAUAGUUUAAGGUCAAGUUGAUGGUAAUUCCAGAAAUUUAUUACGGUCAUUGCGUUUAGUCAGAUGAGUCGGUGAAAAAUUUCAAAAGUUUUUUUUGAGGUGUGAUUGUUACGAAAAAAAAGGGUGCUUAAGAAUGUGAAGAAAGAAAUGAAUGGCAUGUAAAAAGUGGAGGGAAAACGGUAAGAAGAAACAACAAAAAAGUGUUGCGGACAUAGGUUCAUAUAAAUAAGAGCAUUACCAAAGUUUGUUCUUCAUAAAAUGGGAAGUUUUAUUUUUUUCGUUUUAUUAAUCUUUAAAUCUUCGUUUGCUUAUCAUGGUUUCAAUUUUAAUCCUGAUUUUCAUUGGGAUGAAAGUGAACAAUCAAAUUUUAAUCCAAAUUUCAAUGACAACAAAAAUAAAUUUCGACAAUUUAAUUCUGAUAGAAUUGUUUUCCAAGAUGAUGUUCCAUCGUCUUGGAAUCAUCCCCACAGAAAUUUAAAUAAUAAUAAUUGGAACAAUAAUAACGAUUGGAACAAUAAUAAUAAUUGGAAUAAUAUCAAUAACUGGAAUAAUAAUAAUAAUAAUAAUAACCGUCGUUUACCUAAUGAUCCAACUGAAUCGCCUUUAAGAACUUCAACUGUUCCUAUUCCUGGAAUGGCAACAACUCGAUCACCCUGUGAAAAUGCUUGCAGGAUUACUCAGGAAUACAAUCCCGUUUGCGGAACGAAUGGUAUAACUUACGCAAAUGAGAGAUGGUUAAGAUGUGCUCAAAAUUGUGGAAGAAGUGUUGAAGUUUCUUAUUAUGGAAGUUGUCCAAGAGUGGGAUAAACUUUUUGGCUACGCUAUUUAAAUUUAUUUAUAUUAUUCGAAGUUGAGGUUUCAAUAAUUUUGUAUCCAAUUUUUUUAUUUUUAUGUAUUU
Onthophagus taurus is the source of this 1011-nucleotide messenger RNA. Lineage: Eukaryota; Metazoa; Arthropoda; Insecta; Coleoptera; Scarabaeidae. The record is from RefSeq and is a predicted model, not a curated record.